AGGAUCAAGCCCGAGACUAGGACCGCCCCCUCAGCUCCCCCUAUCCUUUCUCACAGUCAACAGGAAAGACAGGGCCAGAACUCAGAGAGAACAGGGAGAGAAGUCACGAAGAGAAGAACACAGAAGAUCACACUAGAUGUCCAACAAUCUUCCCCCACAGGACAAAAUGGACAAGCAAAAACUGAGGCCUGAACUCAGCUCUCGAGUGCCCAAGAACUCUGCCCAGCGCCUAAGCAGGGAUCUCACCUGCUCCAUCUGCCUGGAUCUCUUCAAGCACCCGGUUUCCUUGCCCUGUGACCACACUUUCUGCGAGGCCUGCAUUUCGAGUUACUGGAGCGGCCCUCGUGGAAAAGGCCAGAGUGGGUCUGGUUCCUGUCCUCAGUGCCGGAAAGUCUUUCCAGGCCAGAGCUACAGACCCAACCGUAUCGUGGCCAACAUCGUGGAGAGCUACUGCCAGGGGAUUGAGGAGAGUGGAGGUCGCCUGACCGGGCUGUCAGCAGACACAGUACCUCCGACCCCACUUUGCAGCCGACACAGAGAAGAGCUCAAGCUGUACUGUGAGGAAGACCAAGAGCUGGUGUGUCUGGUGUGCGGGAUCUCUCAGGAUCACCGGGCUCACACGCUGGUGUGCGUGCAGGAUGCACAGCAGAGAUAUCGGGCUUCCCUAACCACUUCAGCAAAUGCUCUUAAAAAAGAGCUCAACACUGCUUUAGACUGUGAGAGAGAGACUGAAGAGGAGGUGAAGAAACUGAAGGACCACACUGCAGAUCUGAAGCAGAGGAUCGAGGCGCAGUUCAGUGAGCUUCACCAGUUCCUGUACCAGGAGGAGAAACUCCUGCAGGUCAAGCUGAAGACAGAAGAACGUCGAGAGCUGAUAAGGCUGGACGAGCACAAGGCCCUGCUCAGUGUGGAGAUAUCACGCCUGCGCAGAGCUAUGAACGACAUUGAGGACAAACUCAGUGAAAAAGAUCCGUACACUCUACUCAGGAGUAUAAAGGGCCUGCUUCAAAGCAGGCAGCCACCGAAGUUUGAGAAGCCGACGCUGACGCCACCCAGACUGUGUGAGGGCCGCUUUGCUGGGCCCCUGCAGUACAGAGUGUGGAAGUCACUGAAGGGAAGCAUCUAUCCAGUUCCCUCAGCCAUCACGUACAACUCCAAAACAGCAAACCCCUGGCUCAGUCUUACAUCUUCGCUUACCUGUGUGCGCUACCAGACCUUUAACAACACGGUGCAGGACAAUCCACAGAGAUUCAACGCUGCGCUGUCUCUCUUGGGCAGUCAAGGGUUCACUAAAGGUCGCCACUACUGGGAGGUGGAGGUGUACAGCAGCACCGUGUGGACCGUGGGAGUUGCCCGUGAAUCUGUCACGAGAAAAGGAGUCAUCAAUACCAUGCCUGCAAACGGUUUCUGGACACUCUCGCUAUCGUAUGGAGUUCAGUAUAUGGCUGGAACAUGUCCACCAACAUUGCUGUCUUUGGAAGAGCCACUGGCAAGGAUCGGGGUGUAUUUGGACUACAAAAGAGGCCUGGUGUCCUUCUACAAUGCAGAGAGCAUGACACACCUCUAUACAUUCAAGGACAUCUUCACAGAGACCCUCUACCCUUAUUUUAACCUGGGUUUCCUGGAUAAAGUGCAUGAAAAUGAGCCUCUUAAAGUGUUCCUACCUAAAAUCUGAUCUUUUUUUAAUCUAUCUUUAAUAAUAUUAAUAUUUCUUUUUUAUGUAAACACUGGGCUGGACCUGGAUGUAUUAAGGUAAGACUUUAGAGGAAAAAAGAAGAAGAAAAAAAAACAAUUGUAGUAUAUGGCUAUACUGUCUUAACAUUUGAGUGGGUUGGUGGAGGCACAUGAAGGUUGGAGACCAUGGCUUAUGACCCUUCUCCACGUUAAAGGAUUUUAUUUUAGACUACCAGGCAUAAGUUACCUCACCUCCUGGCAGAUAUCAUAUACUCUACAUAUUUCUGUGAUGCGGCUGGUCAGCGUGGUCAAGCCAGACCCUGUUCAUAGAUGUGGUAACCACACUGUUGUGAAAACACUUUUUGAUGUUGUUCAUGUCCGCGGGUUAAAGCGACCUAAAUAACAGGGGGAUUAUCAGGGGAACCCCGCCUAAAAAUCUGUAUUUUAAUCCACCUGAACUCUUUUUUUUUUACCGGGAAUGCCCGUUGAAAAGUGAUUGGGCUAGUUUGGGGCUAGUUUUAAGUAGCAGUGGGGCGGGAUUUGCUGUUUUUUGACCAUGUUACCUGAUUGGCUGAAAUUAUAGUGAGGGUAGGUUUAGGGGCGAGACCUCAAUCUCUGUUACCCUGCUCAGGGGUUUAUGCAUGCCCUUGAGCCAUUAGCCAAUCAAAAGUAGUGACCUAAGAUGGACACAAGCAAACGUUCUCUGCCCUCGCUGUUCCUCAUUCAAAGCCUGCAGAGAAAGAAGAAAUGUAAACUAAUAAACCACAAGAGGUCACGCUAGGAUAAGUCCUAGGAUAUAGUCUAUAAUCUCCAAGACUAAUCAUAUCAUUUUGAUACAAACAUGUACAAUCCACGAAAGAAAUGUUUAUAAACCACCAAUAAAAUGUUCUGCUUCAUUUU
Molecule: messenger RNA, 2574 nt
Organism: Puntigrus tetrazona (Sumatra barb)
Lineage: Eukaryota; Metazoa; Chordata; Actinopteri; Cypriniformes; Cyprinidae
Gene: trim69
Product: tripartite motif containing 69
Exons: 6
Coding region: 137-1675 (512 amino acids)
Molecular function (GO): zinc ion binding; protein binding
Source: RefSeq, a predicted model, not a curated record